Zingiber officinale is the source of this 750-nucleotide messenger RNA. RefSeq names its product 60S ribosomal protein L23. Bases 146 to 568 code for a protein of 140 amino acids. Gene Ontology annotation, cellular component: cytosolic large ribosomal subunit; ribosome. Gene Ontology annotation, molecular function: structural constituent of ribosome; large ribosomal subunit rRNA binding. Lineage: Eukaryota; Viridiplantae; Streptophyta; Magnoliopsida; Zingiberales; Zingiberaceae. The record is from RefSeq and is a predicted model, not a curated record. The transcript has 4 exons. Gene Ontology annotation, biological process: translation.
ACCAUUUCAAAGGCCCAGUGGCAUUGUCGUAAAUUCAUGCAACAUUGAAACCCUAGGUCGAUUCCGUUCCUUCUAUAAAAAUCCAGCGAGGGCGCAACAUUUGUUAUCUUCUCGUGGUGGCAGCCGCGCUUCAUACUCUUCCAGGAUGUCGAAGCGAGGUCGCGGAGGAACGGCGGGGAACAAGUUCCGGAUGUCUCUGGGUCUACCAGUGGCGGCGACGGUGAACUGCGCUGAUAACACCGGAGCGAAGAACCUCUACAUCAUUUCUGUGAAGGGGAUCAAGGGCCGCCUUAACCGUUUGCCUUCUGCCUGCGUCGGGGACAUGGUUAUGGCUACCGUCAAGAAGGGGAAGCCUGAUCUUCGGAAAAAGGUCAUGCCUGCUGUCAUUGUUCGUCAGCGGAAGCCGUGGCGCCGAAAGGACGGCGUAUACAUGUACUUCGAAGACAAUGCGGGAGUGAUUGUUAAUCCAAAGGGUGAAAUGAAAGGAUCUGCAAUCACUGGACCAAUUGGCAAGGAAUGCGCAGACCUGUGGCCAAGGAUUGCAAGUGCAGCAAAUGCAAUUGUGUAAUUUGCUUAAGUUCAACCGCUGAGUUUUUAAUGUUCACUUUUCAGACAUUGGUUAGGCACCAAGGUUCUUUAGAUUACUUGUUGAGUAGUUUUUAUUUUGAAAAACCCGUGGAAUGUUUCCAUGUAGUGCUGAUUCUACCAUUUUGGAUUUUGAACUCAAUACUCUUUUUGGUGGUUCGUGAA